GCGGCUACGGGUACAUGCAUCGCAGCCCGUGGAAGUGCAGCGGCUGUCCCCGGAGCAUCACGACAGGGAGGCGCCUUGGAAGCCGCUCUGGUCCCUGGUGGCGGCCGCAGCCCAGGGUGCGAACGGUUCCGCCCCGGCGCUGCGUGGCGGCCUGCGCAGCUCCGGCUGUGUGGUGAGGAGGGCCGUGAGCGUGACAACGGCUGCAGGAGAGAUGACAUCGGUGACGAUCGAUCUGUUGGAGCUUCGGGCGGAGGGUGUCGUGGUACUUCUCCUGGACAACACCUUUGCGAAGCAGGCCUUGCUCUUCGAAGGUGCAGUGGAGGGCAACUUCGUGGUCACACAGACCUCUCGUGGACAGCAGGUGGGAGACUGGUGCGAGGAAAGGAACGAGGAAAGCUUCAGUGCCGGAGCCCGCACGCAGUGGCGCCGCUUCAAGGUGGAGGAUGUUGUGCCCCCAGCCUCGCGGCAGAUGCUCUCGAUACACUUCGCAACAGGCACCGAUUGGGAGACCGAGUUGCUUAGCAUGAAGGCCGUGGUUGUCCCGGUGGCGAUGGUUGGGGCUCGGCCUGCGAACCACCCUUUCGCCCCGUACGCCAUCCGUGGCGAGGACUCCCUGCCACCGGGCCUGGCCGUGGUCCCGGAGAGUACUGGCGAAGGGUUCGCUUCCGGAGGACCGUCGUCGGAAGCUGCGGAGUCGCAGGAGGACGCGGAGCUGCAGUUGGCUCUGCAGCUGUCGAUGCAGGAAAUGCAGGAACGGGAAGCUCAGCCGAAAGUCAGAGAGCCGCGCCAGCGCUGGGGGCGCCGCAACAAGGCCGAAGCCAGCGGAAUCAACGGAGGCAGCGGACCGAACAGUUGCUCCAUCUGCUGCGAGCUUCUGGAAGGGCCUUUGGCGGCCAUGCAGUGCUGCGCCAAAGUCUGCCGGACCUGCGCCGCGCGCUGGGCUGCAGAGCAGGAGGCACAGGGCCUCGCUGCCACGGAGAUCCAGUGCCCCCAGUGCCAAGCUGCGGUCGAAGAGGCGGUGCUCCGGCGCCUGCUGAGCAAGGAGGCCUUUCAGCGGGCCAAGGAGCGCCUGAGGCCACGGCAAAAAGCCGCUGCCUUUCGGCCCGACAUCGCCAGCACGACGAUGGCGCGCCUGGGUCUGAAGCAAUGCCCAGGCUGCGGAGAAGGUCUACAGAAAGAGUCCGAGACCUGCCACAAGAUGAUCUGCCGCAGCUGCCGCGCCCGCUUCUGCUUCCGGUGCCUCACGCGCCUGGAGUACUUCAACUGCGGCUGCACGGGUGCAGAGCACCGCUUCGUGGAUCCGGUAGACGGCCGGUUACUGCUGCACCAAUAG
Symbiodinium necroappetens is the source of this 1333-nucleotide messenger RNA. Lineage: Eukaryota; Dinophyceae; Suessiales; Symbiodiniaceae. The record is from the annotation of a GenBank genome assembly.